GUCACAGUAUUAGCCAUUGCCUGGGGUGCCUACGUUAUCAAGAUUUACGUUCUCGAUGACGAUCCUGAACCUAAUGAUAUCCUCUCUCCUGACACUUUCACCAAAUUCAAAGUAUUACAUAAAGAAAUCAUCGAUGAUAACCACAUGAUCAUUGAGAUUCAACCAACAACCACUGCCUGGCAAAUGCCAUAUAGCGGUGAUUAUGAAAACAAGUCAAUCUGGAAUGGAAGUCGUGGAAUUUGGAGUGUUGAUAUAAAGCAACCGGAAAUCAAUAUUGUGAGAAGGUAUACUCCUCUCCCAUUAUAUUUUAUGAAAUCGGAAUACACUAGAUCUGGUGAUAGACUGCCUUUGCUUAAAGUUAUAGAUCCUGAUAUUGACGAAUAUGAUAGAGAGGGUACCAUGUGUUUGUACAUUAAACGAUAUGACGAUGGCGAAGUUUCCAAAUAUAUCACUUCAAAAAAAAUAGGUGACACACUUGAAUUGAGAGGUCCUUACUUUGAAUUCAAGUUCCCCCGUCACCCAUUAAACUUGCACUAUUCAAGACCUAUCUUCAAGGAUAUCCCUUCAAAAGUGGAACCAGAAAAUUUUAGAUCGAGCAUAAUUCAACAAAAUGGACUUCCUGAUAUAGAUACAAUUGACUUUUAUGGCGGUGGAACCGGGAUUGCCCCAAUUUUACAAGUGCUCUUCUCGAGAAAGCCAUACUUGGGACAUGUAAAUGUUCAUUAUUCUACCAGAGGUGCAGAAGAACUUGGUCCUAGUUUAUCCAGAUUCUUAUUUUUCCUUGAUAAGUUAGAUAGAAUAAGACUAACCACCCACAUUGACAAAGUCAACCCAAUUACAAUCAAAGACAUUCCUACACCUGAGGAACCAACUUACUUGACUCCAAAAGCCCUUGAAAACCAUCCACUAAAAGAAACUCUUCAACCACAAAUCGAAGACAAAGAAGUAACUCCACCACGUAAAAUCAAAACUAAAGAAGAUCGCGGUGUGAGGUAUGACACUGCUUUAGAUCAAGCAAAUGUUACAAAGAAAGAGAAAAAGAAACCAGCUGCAUUCAGUCUUGUGUGUGGUCCAGAUGGAUACAUUGAAUAUUUGGCAGGCGGCAAACGGUUAGAUAUUGGUGAGCAAGGUGAAGUUAAAGGACUAUUAGGAAAGAAAGGUUGGAAUAGCUUAAAUGUCUUUAAGUUGUAAAGUGUACAUAUAGACCGCAUUUGUAUAUAGUAUAGAAGACUUACCGGUAUAUUAUAUCACUAUGUAGAUGUUAUUUCCUAAAACCACUAUCGAUUUAUGUGUUAUUCUGCAGCAUAACAUAAAGUUGGCAAGUUAUAACUAUAUAUUGAGGAAAGAAAUCAUUUGCAACCCACAUUACUCUUUCUUGGAAUAAAAGAGCCAAGAAAUGACCAACCAUUACCAAAGCCCACCGGGGCACGAGUUUGUAGGUCCUGUCUUUGUCGCUGGUUCACUGAAUUUACCCCCUGCUUAUGCAGCACCAGCAAUAGAAUUAACGAAAUUACCCCCUGCGGCAGUAAGGAUACCCCAGCCUCAACCCAAGCCUCAACCUCAGCCCCAGUCUGAAUCUUCAUGUAUGCGUCAGAAUACAACAAAUUAUGACGAAGGAAUGCUCGGUACCUGUUGUGGGAUAUUCAUUGGCAUCAUUGGGAUUUCAGUUAUCCUCAUGACCCUUAUAAUUCCCUUAUUUUACUUGCUUGGCAAAUUUGCUUAUCGAUUUUAUACGGACUUCAUAUGGCAUUAAAGUGAAAAUUGCCUGUUAUAAUUACUAGCUUGUCCUAUGG
Molecule: messenger RNA, 1793 nt
Organism: Spathaspora passalidarum NRRL Y-27907
Lineage: Eukaryota; Fungi; Ascomycota; Pichiomycetes; Serinales; Debaryomycetaceae
Product: oxidoreductase
Exons: 1
Molecular function (GO): oxidoreductase activity
Source: RefSeq, a predicted model, not a curated record